AUGUCGGAUGCAGCCACAGCAGCAGCAAAUACCCUACGGGCGAAGCAGAAGCCACUCAAGGACAAGUAUCGAGCAGAGCCUUCGUCGGCCCUCGUAACGCUGUCCUCCUCUGGGAAUCUUGAUCCCACAUCAACUAGCCUGACAUGUUCAUUGUCAACUGGAGCAGCGAUUAGGAAGGUUGCAGGCCUGCACAAGGCGGCGGGAGGAGAGGGCUUUGACGCCUCGGGAGAACUUUGUUCGGGAGAUAUGCUCCUCGAAUCUCUUGUCGCUUGUUUCGGAGUCACAGUCCGUGCGGUAGCCACCAGCCUCGGAAUACCUUUGCAAGGGGGAACAAUCAUUGUGGAAGGAGAUCUCGAUUUCCGUGGGACUAUGGGUGUGAAGGAUCCAGAGGGCAACGCUGUGCCUGUGGGUUUCAAGAAGAUCCGAUUGAUUGUCCGACUGGAAGUUGACGAAGAGCACCAAUCGAAAGCGGAGAAGCUCAUAGAGCUCAGUGAACGAUAUUGCGUUGUUCUUCAGACCUUGAAGGGGGUGGAAGUGGAAACAAAGCUGGGACAUGUCGGUCAAGCCAGGCCUGAUGCCAGGAGUGAAAAUGGUACUAGUGAGAACCCGAAGGAGGAAUCUGCAAAUGGUCGAGAUGUGCCUGCAAACGAAGAUGUCAUCAGGUUGAAUUGA
Messenger RNA from Exophiala bonariae, 672 nucleotides. RefSeq lists its product as uncharacterized. The record is from RefSeq and is a predicted model, not a curated record. The transcript has a single exon. NCBI's taxonomy places the organism in Eukaryota, Fungi, Ascomycota, Eurotiomycetes, Chaetothyriales, Herpotrichiellaceae. Bases 1 to 672 code for a protein of 223 amino acids.